AUGGUUGCCCGAGCGGUGACUCCAUUAGCCAAGUUAAUUGGUGAGCUCGGUGAAGAGAGCGUGACAGUAGAAAACAAAAUCAUAAACACCAGAAAACCACCGAAAACCGAUUCGUCCGACGAUGAGGUCGGACGAUGCUACCAGGCGGCCAUAAACGCGCCGGCGCCAACUCUACGCACAAUGACGUCAGUACACUGCAAUCGAGCGCAUCGCAUCCCCAAAGAGCGGGCGCACUCGGAAACGACCGAUAGCGCACCGAAGCAACGGCCCGGCUGUAAAACGCGAAACGCCCGCGCCGAUAUAGAAACUUUCACGCGGCCGUCUUCGGUAAGGCCGACGUCCGGUGGUCAUCGAACGUCCAAUCGAGGCGUCGUCGUUAUAAACCUGUUCGGUGCCGCAUCGGAUUGCAUCCAUCCCGCGCCGGCCUAUAAAUAUGACGCCGAGGCGUGCCCGCUUCAGUCGUUCAGGGGAGCUCGAGGCGAGAACCACGUGCCAAAUCCAGAAAUCGCAACGUGCCGACGUGCCUUGUGUUGUGUACGCAUCCGCAUCCCGUUGUCUAUAACGCAACGCGCGCUCUACUUCGCGAUCAGACUGUGUGACUUUCUGUUGACGGUUGAAGACAUUCUGUGCCUCACGAUGCUGGACAAGACUAUUGUGGGCGGCAGUUGGGAGAGCGUGGUGUCGAGAGACGACUACGAGAUAGACUACAGCCCGAGUCCAAGGGGGUCACCUUUGAAGGACACGUCCAACAUCCAAGAGGAGCACGCCUUUUGCAUCAGCCGUCACAAUCCAAACAAGACUUUCCGUCGCGAAUCUGUGAUAGCCUCAUGGAGGAGUCUGAAGAAAGAGAGGGAACAGGCGCUGGGCAAGCGAUUCGUUUACGUUGACGCGGACAAUUACGAGGACUAUUACGGCCGCAAUAAAGUGAAACGCUGCAAGAGCGAUAGGACAGCCAAUAUUCCUCGCGUGAACAGAAAGGUCAAGCGAACGUACUCCGUGCUGUACAGAUACGACCCGACGGAGGAGAAGGUGGUCAAGGAGUACAAAUACCAGAUCCCCAGGGAGCCGGACACGCCGGUGUACUCGGGCAUGCAAAAGUCGUACUCUGAGCCGUUCCUCAGGCCGGAGACCGCGCCGAAGAAGAAAGCGAAGAGAUCCUUCACAACGCUGCUGAGCAUCAAAACGAAAUUCCUCAACAUAUUCGCUUCAAAGAUU
Molecule: messenger RNA, 1215 nt
Organism: Iphiclides podalirius (scarce swallowtail)
Lineage: Eukaryota; Metazoa; Arthropoda; Insecta; Lepidoptera; Papilionidae
Source: the annotation of a GenBank genome assembly